Molecule: messenger RNA, 912 nt
Organism: Peronospora belbahrii
Lineage: Eukaryota; Oomycota; Peronosporomycetes; Peronosporales; Peronosporaceae
Source: the annotation of a GenBank genome assembly
AUGGUACGUGAUUUUGAAAUAAAACAGCGUGGUUUACUGCUUAUGGCGAUGGAUCAAGUUGUGGAUCAAGCUAUAAAGAAGCAGAGCGAAAUGCUUAAAGAUAUUCGUACCAAGCCGUCACUUUCGUCAAGUUCUGGAAGUCCCCAAAGAAAUUUACCGCAGCCAUCGCUAUUUCCUGAGUGUGAAAGUCCGCAGAAGCAAUCACCGUAUUUGCUGAAAGCUGAAAGCCCGGAAGUGCACAGAAUAGAUCAUCGGAAUCUUCAACAUUAUUUGGUGGGAAGCAAGCUGAUGACGGAAAGUGAUCGUGUCCGCAAGGCCAUGUUUGCACGUAUGCUCAAUCAUAUCGAAGGCUUACCAAAGGCGACGUUAUGCCCACUCAAGACGGGCCACGAUCCAACCUGCCCGCUUUCGCAUACGUACAUUGAGGUCAUGACGUACAACCCAUUAUACAAGAGUUUAAUCUGCCGUCAACCAUCUCACUACUGGGGCAGCGAAAUCAAGGAGGAUGACAGCUGUGCGUGCUUGCAUGUCGAUUCUGGUCUCGCAUGGGCGUGGAUGGAUAAGUUUGGUGACAAGCGUUUCUAUUGCCUCCAUGGUGAUAAAUGCACUAAUACCAAGUGUUUCAAGUCGCAUACGUUUGAAGACAUGUGCUGGUACAAUCCGUCAUACAAGAUCAAGCGCUGUACUGUGCGCACUCAUGACCACAUAUCACGAACGCGUAAAAUGAUUGCGCCGCCACUCGACUGCGGUUACUACCACAUUGACGAAGGCAAGAACGCUGAUAAGCGCAAUUAUUUGGUCGAAUCUGACCAUGUUGGUAAAGAGGUCAAGAUGCUGUUUAUCGAGCGUACGCACAAACCUCUCGCUGAUUUCCUUGAAACUCUUCGAUACGUGCGCAACAACAAUCUCUAA